GCAAGCGUACACACGGGUCAGCAGGCAAGUUGUAAAGUGAGACGAGUAGUAUGCCAUAUAUGGCCAUGGAUUUGUGGAGUAUGUGGCUGUCUGUGUAGAGGCGAACCAAAAUUAGAGAAGCAGCUUGGUACAGAGUGUGUGUGUGGACGCUGGUGUGUGUGGUACCUGCUGGCCUGCUAGUGUGCUGCUACAGUGGUGUUAGUGGUGCUCAGGGGGCUACAAUAUCACAUAGCAGGCGGGUAGACAGCCGCCCCGGCUGUCUCUUAAUCCCAGUUCUUUGCCCCAGUGCUCUCUGUGUUUUUGUGUUGUGUCAAUGCAUUACUAAGGAAUACAGUGUUGUUGUAACUGGUGAGGUUAAUCAUGCGGACACUGGCGCACACUCUUGCCACCUUAUGCGCUCAGAAAUGCGCGCACCAUGUAAAUUGAAGAGGAUUUAUAUACCAUAGAAAUUAUGCAGAGUGUUGAGACGGUUGACCAUGACGAACAGAUGACGCUGUCUCGAAGCUCCGCCCCUGCGGACGUCUCUCCACCAAUCACCUGCCCGAACCGGGCUUCCCUCCCAGCCAAUACCUCUCCCAUUAUAUCCUCCCCUCCUGUUAUAUCCCCUUCCAUCGCCUCUCCUCCGCCAUUAACCGCACAGAUCUCACCCUACCUAACAUCCAGGUCUAACUUGAAAGCUACCUCAACAUUGCUGCAGCUGGAGAAACAAGUGAGCCUCGCUAAUAAGCUAAAGUUAGGGAAGGUGGUGGGCAACCAUGCCCACCCUGCCUGUAAUGUGCAGUCCUCGCUGAUUGGCGGAGAUGAGGACGAGGGGCGGAGCGACAUACGGGUUCUCUCGCCCUCAUUGGUCAACAGCCAGGUGUUGUCCAAGACACGCCCACUCUCCCCUGACCCGCCCGACACGCCCGUCACCACACUACACAACGGUGACAGGUUGGGCGUGGAGGGCGGGGUGGUGGGCGGCAGAGGGCGGCGAGGGGGUUCGGAGGGGACGGCCCAGAGCGGGGGGAAGACCGCCCCCCACGACCAAGACAACGACAAGACAACCAAAGGAAGAGGAAGGUGAGUACCAGUGACGUCACGGGGGUAACCCGCCGCCAUAUUGGCGGUCAAGAAGUAUAGUGUAGUGUUGUAAGUCAUUGUAAAGGCAGGGGCGGUGACUCGACCCCCGGCAACCAGAUGUGAGUACACCCACACACACACUUCUGACUUUCACUCUGAUAACUAAUAACUUUCACUCUGAUAACUAAUAACUUUCACAAUGAUAACUAGAGUUAAUUAACAGUUUUUUGCUCAUUCCAGCAAAUACGUUCCCCUGAUCGUAUUUGU
Molecule: messenger RNA, 1329 nt
Organism: Cherax quadricarinatus
Lineage: Eukaryota; Metazoa; Arthropoda; Malacostraca; Decapoda; Parastacidae
Source: RefSeq, a predicted model, not a curated record